AUGUCGCUCAAGCAACCCGCCCACGUGCUGGAAGGCUCGUACGAGCUCAAAGAUCGCUCGAAGGCGCCACUCGAUACGCUCGACUAUAAUCCUCCAAGGUACGAUGAGGAAUCGGGGACACGAAGGCGGCGACCAGAGCAAGGAGGCGUCGUGGGGAUGGCCAAGAGGACAAUGGAUAUCUUGGUGGAGCAUGGUGUGGAAGAGCGAGGCAUUGAGCCAAGACCUGAACAUGAUCGAGACGAGCUCAAUAUCUGGUCGUAUCUCCCCCAAAGCACGCUCUGGGCUGCAUGGAAUACCAACAUUCUCUCCUUCUCGGAAGGUGUGAUCGGGCCUUCUCUGUUUGGCCUGGAUUGGAAGACAUGUGUCUUCUGCAUCGUCUUCUUUACGGCUGGAUCGGCGCUGUCGGUGGCGUAUUGCGGCACCAAUGGUCCCAAGACGGGUAUGAGGCAGAUGGUUCAGGCGAGAUACGGCUUGGGCUAUGGCCUGGCGCUGGUCUUUGGCUUGCUAAACUGCGCGACCAUGAUCGGGUUCAUGGCUCUGACCGCUAUCCUCGCCGGACAGUGCUUAUCCCUCGCAUCAAGCUCCAACAUGAGCGUCGAUGUAGGAAUCGUCAUUGCCGCUUUGAUUGCGCUUAUCCUCUCAUUCGUGGGGCUGAAAGCGCUGCACAUUGUCUCUCUCACCUCAUUUCCCAUCAUGAUCAUCGUCUUUAUCGCCCUCGCCGGUGUCGUCGGCGACAAGUUCCACUAUGUCACUGCCGAAGCUGCAAUGGCUGCUACUGGCGUGACCACCAGCGGGGUUCUAGGGUACGCAGCGAGUCAGAUCGGUUUCACCAUCAGCUAUACCUCUCUCGCCAGUGACUUUACCACCAACCUCCCCGCCCAUACUCCCCGCUGGAAACUCUUCCUCUUCCUCUACAUUGGCCUCUUCACCCCCAUGGUCCUCGUCCAGCUCCUCGGCGCCGCCUGCCAGCUCGCAGCAUACUCCAUCCCCGAAUGGUCCUCCGCCUCCUCCCUCGGCGUGCCCAACCUCAUCUUCGCCAUCAUGGGCAAUGGCAACGGCGGAUCGCGCUUCGUCAUGAUCCUCUUCUGCCUCAGCGUUGUCGCCAACACUGCGCCCACGAUCUAUAGCGCGGGGUUGAGCGGCCAAGUCGCCAUCCCCUGGCUUUUCCGCGUCCCGCGCUACUUUCUGGCAUUGGUCGUCUCGGCGAUAUACCUCCCCAUCGCUAUCGUCGGCGCCUCCAAAUUCUACACCGCGCUCGAAAACUUUACUUCCGUCCUCUCCUACUGGACGGCGCUCUACGUGCCCCCCACCCUGCUCGAGCCGCUCCUCUUCAGGACGCCAGUGAGCAGGGUGACGUAUCCGGUGGAGAUUUGGGAUAAAGUGGGGAGGCUGCCGAUCGGGAUAGCGGCGUUUGUGGCGGCGGCUUGUGGGAUUCCCUUGGUAGCUGCUGGGAUGGCACAGACGUGGUGGACUGGGUGGCUUGCCAGGAAGAUUGAGGGAACUGGUGAUAUUGCGUUCGAGAUCGGUUUCGUCGUGGUCGGGCUCAUAUACAUCCCUGCUCGUUACCUCGAAAAGAAGUAUACCGGCAGAUAA
Cryptococcus wingfieldii CBS 7118 is the source of this 1593-nucleotide messenger RNA. Its product is annotated as cytosine-purine permease. The coding region runs from base 1 to 1593 and encodes 530 amino acids. The transcript is spliced from 6 exons. NCBI's taxonomy places the organism in Eukaryota, Fungi, Basidiomycota, Tremellomycetes, Tremellales, Cryptococcaceae. Gene Ontology annotation, biological process: transmembrane transport. The record is from RefSeq and is a predicted model, not a curated record. Gene Ontology annotation, molecular function: transmembrane transporter activity. Gene Ontology annotation, cellular component: plasma membrane.